CUCGUCAGUGGCCGUGGUCUAUAAGAGCUUGCCUUCCGCCAUUUUUCUACCUCUCCUUCUCUGCUUCCUGCUUUCUGACCCUUACUUCGUCGGAGAAUUCGCCGGCGGACGAGCGUGUCCCCUGCGUUUCGUGUGUUCCGGCAUCCCAGACGGAAAUAAUGGCAAGAGUCGGUCAGAGCUCGAGCGGCACGAUUUUGGCGAUAAAGAUUUGCUUUGCUUCCCUCGGAGUUCUCUUCACCGGCGUUUUUCUGAAUAUGAGCGUCCCUCUCGCUGUCGAGUUCGUCGUCUCGGAGGUGCCCCGGAUGUGGAGCUCGCUUCGCGUCUGGCUGACGCCGCCGUACCUCUAUAUCGUGAUUAAUGCUAUUAUUCUCACUAUAGCUGCCUCCUCCAGCUUCCAGCACAAGGUGCGAGAUGGCUCUGAUGACGGAGGCGGUGGACUGAAGGCCGUGGAGGAACGGUCGACGGAGUUCGGCGUCCCGACGGAGCCGCCUUCGGAGGGGCUCGUAGUCAUGCCGGCCUACGACGCGCCGGAGCUGAAGGCGGCGGCUGCUCCCGAGAGCAAGCCGGUCGCGCUGAGUGUGACCGCCGGCGACGAAGAGGAGGAGGAGGACUUCAUAGCGAGGUCCGACUGGUCGCCGAAGAGGAGGCCGGGUGAGGAGAUCGUCGCAUCGACGGAAGAGGACUCCUGCGUGACAGAGGAGAGGCCGCCGGUGUCCGCAAGGUUCGGACACCGGAGGGGCGUGAGAGCCAGCCCCGAAGCCGGCAAGGCACUGGGAGUGGCGCGGUCCCGGCGCCACGAGACGCUGGAGAGCACCUGGAAGACGAUUACGGACGGCCGUCCCAUCCCUCUCGCCAGGCACCUGAAGAAGUCGGAGACAUGGGAGACUCACGGCCGGCCAAGGCAGGACGCGGAAGCGGUAACCCCAUUGAAGAAGUCGGACACGGUGAAGGAAGGGAGGGUAGCCGGAUCGCCGUCGCCAUCGCCGUCUCCGGGCUCAGGCAAGCAGGGUCUCCGAAAGGAACCUUCUCUGAGCCAGGACGAUCUCAACAGACGUGUUGAGGCCUUCAUCAAGAAGUUCAACGAGGAGAUGAGGCUGCAACGUCAAGAGUCUCUGAAGCAUUACACGGAGAUGGUAAAUCGUGGCAGCCGCUAGGGCUUUUCUUUUCUCUUCUUUCCUCUUUUCCCUAGGGCGGUUUUUAUUUGUGGGUAUAGGGGAAAUCGGCUAUAGGAAAAUGAAGUUUUUUUUUUUUUUUUUUUUUUUAUCUGCUUGUUGUUUAGAGAACUGUAGAUUAUUCGUCUACGGUAAUAGGUUUCAGCUCUUCUCUUCUCCCCCUUUUUUGUCUGCAUAAAAGUUUGGAACGGAAGAAUGUGUAAAGUCUGCUUGAAUCAGUGAAUGUGGUUUACUUUGAAAAUGGUGGAUUGACAUUAUUUAGUUACUGAAUUGGCCUGUUAAAA
Nymphaea colorata (pocket water lily) is the source of this 1456-nucleotide messenger RNA. RefSeq lists its product as uncharacterized. Lineage: Eukaryota; Viridiplantae; Streptophyta; Magnoliopsida; Nymphaeales; Nymphaeaceae. The transcript has 2 exons. The coding region runs from base 159 to 1154 and encodes 331 amino acids. The record is from RefSeq and is a predicted model, not a curated record.